AUGGGGCCUUCACCGAUUGGAGAAGAUAAUACAGCUGAGAAUAGCACUUCUUUCGAUAUCGUCCAACACGGCCACAAGGAUUUAGUUCAAGCAAUCGCUUUCAACGCAUACGGUGACAGAUGCGCCACGGGUAGUGUAGACGGGAAGAUUCGCGUCUUUAAUCGACACCAAGAUGGCAUUUGGAGAUUGUGCGACAACUGGAAAGCUCACACAGGCGAGAUUCUAGAGCUUCAAUGGCUGCCACCCACCAUAUAUCCUAAUUUACUAGCCUCCCUAGGUAUAGAAGGCCGCUUCAGACUAUGGGCUGAGGACCCUUCAGCUGCCCCGGGAAGACGUUUCAGUGCGAGGGACGGGAAUGGCAAGAAUGUUUCUGAGCUGAGGUCCGCCCGGUAUCCAUAUAGAUCCUUUUCGGUCAAGCACGAUGAAGUAACCCGGUCUACAUAUGUCGCCCUUCUUGCCUCAGAUGGCCAUCUCACAGUAUUCGAAGGCGAGGAGCCCGAGACUUUAACUGACUAUGCAAAGUCUGAUGACUUCCAGACUUGUACUAAACCAAAUCGUGGAGAGGAAACAUGUUUUAAAGUUCGCUUCGACCCAAAUCCCGAGCCCUGCUACAACGCCCUGAGAGCCGGCGUACCAGCAGAUGCAUUGAGUCUAGUAGUAUCGGGCUUAACCUCGGUAAAAAUCUUUAGAACUCGUGAUACUGUUGCCAGCUCCUUCGGCGCCCCGACAAGACAAAGACAGUUCUACCUAGCUAUUGAGAUCGGAGAUCAUAAUCACUUAGUCCGAGACGUCGCCUGGGCUCCCGGAAACUAUAGGGGCUACGACAUGAUAGCUACUGCAUGCCAAGAUGGCUUCGUGCGGGUGUUCCGGGUUGAUACUCCCUUCUCACAAGACGAUGGCAAGUCCUGGGCCCUAGCGGAUAUUCUAGGUAGUACAAAAGCCGACGAAAACACUGCUUCUAAAAGUGGUCAUCUCCGUAGAUCCUCUCAAGCUCCUUCCGGCAUAAGAGCCGAGAUCGACAAGUCCGGGACUCACGGAGAACGUACCUCAACCGAUCUACCGGGACAGGUCCACCACACUGUUAAGCUACUAUCUAAACUCAGUGCUCACCGGUCUCCCGUAUGGAGAAUAGACUUCGACGACGAUGGUCAAAUUUUAGGAAGCGUCGGAGAUGAGGGCAAGUUAAUAUGCUACCGACAACUCCCCGACGGGUCUUGGGCGAAGAGCUCAGAACUAGGUAUGAUGAAAGCCAGGAUGACCGCCCCGCCCAUCCAUAUGGGUUGA
Messenger RNA from Daldinia childiae, 1284 nucleotides. Its product is annotated as Nucleoporin SEH1. Gene Ontology annotation, cellular component: Seh1-associated complex; nuclear pore outer ring. Bases 1 to 1284 code for a protein of 427 amino acids. The record is from RefSeq and is a predicted model, not a curated record. Gene Ontology annotation, biological process: cellular response to amino acid starvation; positive regulation of TORC1 signaling. The transcript is spliced from 2 exons. Gene Ontology annotation, molecular function: protein binding; structural molecule activity. NCBI's taxonomy places the organism in Eukaryota, Fungi, Ascomycota, Sordariomycetes, Xylariales, Hypoxylaceae.